Messenger RNA from Spodoptera littoralis (African cotton leafworm), 5462 nucleotides. The record is from the annotation of a GenBank genome assembly. Lineage: Eukaryota; Metazoa; Arthropoda; Insecta; Lepidoptera; Noctuidae.
AUGUUGCAAAUCGAGGCAGGUGCCGGCGAAGGUCCAGGUCCACCAGUGAACAAUAACUCGGAGGGUGCAGUGGCCAGCCCCCCUCGUGAUGACAACCACAACGCGCAGCAACCACCCCCUGUCUCACCCAGGGCCAGACCACUCACUCCUGCAGAAGCCCUGAAGCUGUACGGAGACAGGUUAUCAGAAUGGGAGAGGAAUGAAGUCAGGAAGUACCCUGAGGUGUGGUUCCUGGGGCUGGACUCCAACAAGGUGCAAGCGCGCGCCAACCUGCCCAACAACUGCGGAUAUGAGAUCCUCGAAGUGAUCGGCAAAGGAUCCUUUGGCCAGGUCAUCAGGGCUCAAGAUCACCGCACAGGGACCCAGGUCGCGAUCAAGAUCAUCAGGAAUAAAAAGCGAUUCCAUCAUCAGGCGCUGGUGGAAGUGAGAGUGCUGGACCAUCUCCGGUUGAAGGAUAAGGACCAAGCCCACAACGUGAUUCAUAUGCUCGACUAUUUCUACUUUAGAAACCAUCUUUGCAUCAGUUUUGAGCUUAUGAGUAUCAACUUGUACGAGCUAAUCAAGAAGAACAACUACCAAGGGUUCAGCCUGAGCCUCAUCAGGAGGUUCGCGAGUUCCCUCCUCCGAUGCCUCAGGCUGCUGGAAGGGGAGAACAUCAUACACUGUGACCUCAAACCAGAGAAUAUUCUACUAAAAGCGAGAGGCAGUUCCUCAAUCAAGGUGAUUGACUUCGGGAGCUCCUGCUACACACAUGCGCGGGUCUACACCUACAUACAGUCGAGGUUCUACCGGAGCCCUGAGGUUAUACUGGGCUUGCAGUACGGGACCCCUAUCGAUAUGUGGAGCAUGGGAUGCAUCCUAGCGGAACUCCACACGGGAUACCCCCUGUUCCCGGGCGAGAAUGAAUCAGAACAGCUGGCUUGUAUCAUGGAGCUGCUUGGACCACCUCCCCCAGACCUGCUGCUGCAUGCUACAAGGAAGAGAUUGUUCUUUGACUCAAAAGGCUGCCCCCGCAGCAUCACCAACUCUAAGGGCCGCAAGCGGAGGCCUGGCACCAGAGCGCUCACAACCAUCGUGAGGUCAGACGACCCUGCCUUCCUGCACUUCUUGCACAGAUGUCUUGAGUGGGAUCCAAAGCGGCGAAUUACUCCAACAGAAGCAUCACGUCACGAGUUCGUCACGGGAUGUGCUCUGGGUACGGCCCCAGCUGGAGUGCUGGCAUUGCCUCGACUGGCACCGCCACGACCGACACGAGGAGCCCUCCUGCACUCGCAGUCCGCAGGCGACGUCGCCGCCAUGCUGGGCAGGGCGUGACCUCGCGACUCCUGAGUGAGGGUCGGCUCCGGAGGCCUGCCGUAGACAGCUUCGUUUUGUUUCUGUAGGUACAACGAGUAGGACUCCGACAGGGCCUCGACAGGCUCACAACAUGACUUUAGUGUAAUCAGUUCGUUUAUAUUUGGUGUCCUUGUUGUUCUUAUAGUGGAAUUCAAGUAUUCAGAUGUUACUUAUAAGGGUGUUUUUCGUGUUUAAGCAAUAAGUAAGAAAUCAGAAUUAGAACCUCCUGAGCGGACAAUAAAUCAAGGGCUAUCAGAGGUCAUCUGCAGCGACUGUAGCCCGCUGAACGAAACGAUUGAGCAACUUCCUUCGCGAUUGUAACACGUAAGAUUUACUAGGUGUCUAAUUGUGUCCUAAUCUCUGCUAUUAUUGCACAUCCUUCAUCAAUCUUCUAUACUUUACUUCUGACCUUGAAUGUGUAUUUUUCUCCGUUUAGCGUAAAUGGUCGUAAAAAUGUCAUUAAGGUGUUUACGACUUACAGUCAUCAAAUUAGAUGAGAGAUCGCCACUCUAACACCAGUAGUUGUGAAGCAACACUAAAACACAGUAAACGACCCACAGUGUGAUGGGUAAUGGGGUCAUAUCGGCAACAUAAUAGCCAUUAAAGAUACUUAGCUUAAAUGAGUUACUUCACAACGUCUGCUUGCAAAAAUUUUGGCAAAAAUGUUUUUGGGUUGUGUGCAAAAGUGGCAAUUAUAUCUAUUGUUACCUAAUGUCACUAUGUUAUUGGUACCUAGUUAGUAUUCGUGUCUGUUUUGGCUAGUUGAGUGCAUUGCCUCCACCAUCCAUAUACACGGAAUACAAAUGAGUGGUUACAUUAAAAAAGUGUCACAAAGUCGUAAAUAUUUUGUAACAUAUUUUUUGUUCAAUAUUGUCAUUGUUGCUACAGAAUUUUGUUUUUAUUUCUGUGAAGUAACAAGAUGAAGUUUUGAACAAAAUACGAACGUAUUCUUAAAGUGCCAAAGAUCAUUAUUUUAAUAAGAAAACUGAAUUGUUUCUGUUAUUAAUUUAUAGGUUCAUUAUUUCCAAUGAUUUGUCUGCCAAAUGCCUGCUCGAGGUCCAUGAUAAAGUAGAUGAACCUAAACUUAGUAUUAUACUAAAUGUACUUCUAAUAUCUAAUAUCAUAUCGUCAAAUAUCAUUCUUCUUUCGAUGUCGAGGUAGAAUCUUCCAGGAUUUCUGUUUCUUAAGCUCCUUUAAACCCCCUGUCCAAUGUUGUGUCGACUGAAACAUAGUACAAGUUUGUAUACGUUCUCAUAUCACAGAAUGGCUCUAUUUAUACAUUAAAAUACUUUAAUUAUGUGCACUAAACGACUGUGUUUAUAGAAUCUAUAAUGGCGAAUGGAAUUAGAGAGACCAGAGAGCUAAAAUGGAUAAUAAAUCAGUCUUGUACGCAACACGUCUAACACAACUUCGUCUGUUUGUGAUUACGGUCUGAUUAUAUCUUUGAUAUUAAGUCUAAAUUUGGUUUUACUAAUUCCAUUGAUCGUUAUUAGAAGCAACAAGUUGGAAGCUUAUGUAAAGUUUUCAAUCUAACAAUAAUAUUACUCUAGUUUUAUCUAUUUGAUCGUAUUAUUAGGAGGCAAUAAAGCGCGCCUUUUUUGUUUGCCUUCGUUUCAAAAUUAGAACGUGCUAGAAUUUGUUUUUUUUUUGUUUUAUGUGACAGACAAAAUAUUGCUAUAUUUAGUUGGCGUUACAUUUGAGAACGAAAACCUCUUUGGUUGUUUUUAGUGAAUUUGCUACUUCGUUGAUUCAUAAUAAUACGAACAAAUGAAUUAGUCAAAAUAAUAGAUAAUUGUAUAGGAUAAUAGUAAAAAAAAUCGGGUAUAUAGAUAAUAAAUGUUCUAGUUAUUGUGAUGUUGUAGAUUUUUGUAAAAUUCAUUAUAAUAUUAGUAAGAUAUCUAAGCUUUAAAUAAUCGAAGUGUUGUUAGUCAAGUAGUCAGUUUUCUUUUAUUAUCGUGUAGUUGAAUUUAAACUUUUAUUAUUAAUAAAUAGAGAUAAUUUCCAAAUUUUUGCUGCAGUGUUUAAAACAGCAUUAUUUAUUGUUUAAAUAAAAAAUGUGAUAUCGUCGUGUUAAGUAUCUAAUAUAUUCAACAAAAUUGACUUGAAAAUAAUAUAAUUGUGUAGCUAUUUUGUGUUAAAAUACUUUGGCUUUAAUUGGGAAUAUGAAGGUAUUUAAUACUUGUUUUGAAUUUCUUAAAUGAGUGUCAUAACAAACAACCCUGUUUCAAUUAUUGUGCUUCAUUUCUUCGACAUCGACAUCUACAAAAACACUAAAACUGUCUACGAUGUUUCUUUUUAAUAGGUUUACAAACACCUCUUUUUGCGCCAUUUUACUAAGUGAAAAUUAUAAAAAAAACACAGCUGACAGAUAAUAAAAAGAUCUAAAUAGUGUCCAAGAUGAAGCACAAUAAUAAUAUGGCAACAUUAAAAAUGCAAUUUUUGUCUCCUCUCAUUGACAAAUAAGUUUUCUAAUAUUCAUUUUAGUGUAUAAAUAAGUAGAUGUAAAAUUAUUUCGCAAACUAAGCUUGCUUGUAUACUUGUAACAGCUUACAUUAUUUAUUAAACAAAUAAGUCUUGCCUAACUUAGUUUUUUAUCAUAACUAAGGCACAUAUUACGUUAGUAUAAAGUUUGUAGUCAAGAAUUAAAGUCAUUGUUUUAAUAGAAUAACGAACGGACCAAUGUCUUUGGUUCUAUAGCUUUUUCAUAAAAAAAUAUAAGUAACUGUCUUGUGUAGAAUUUUUUAAAUACCUAGUAGUCUAUCAAACAUCGAAUUUGUCAUGUUCCAUCAAAAUUGCGUCAGUGUAAAAACAACCAUAGAUAACGAAUUGUUUUUUCAACUUUAACUGUCUAGUCAGAUGAUAAGUGUGAAUUGAUUUAAAUAAUGCUAGUAUUAAAUACUUAUUUUAAGUUGUCUUUAUGUUCCUAUAUUUUGUACCCGUUGUUUUAAUAUUAUUUGUAAUAAGUAAGUGAUCUUCAUUUUAAGUGUCGCAAUUGGACUGUCACAUAAUAAUAAUUAUUUUAUUUAUGUAAGUAUAUUUAGUUUCUAGAUUAAGUCGAUGGACAAAUAGCUCUUUCUAGUCUAUAGUAAGAAUUUGUUACUCCUAGGAAAUGGUCUAAGAUUGUAUAUACUCUUAUCAUAUUAGCGUUAGGAUUAGGCCAAGCCAAACUGUGAAUUGACUAAGUAUUCGUAAUUAUUUAGACAAGGGGAUGUAUUGUGACAACUGCCAACGUCUCUAUUUAUAGUCUGUGGAUUUGACAUUUGUAAUUUAUAAUCUGUAGAUUUGACGUUAUUGUUAUCUGUCAAUAUAAAUGUCACUGUCAAAAGUAUGAUGGAUUAUUUUAUUUUGGCGUAGGUUUUAGUCAUUGUUUCGCUGCGGUGUGAAACAGGGAUGGCAAUAUUUUGUCCUAAAUAUCUUAACCUUUUUCUCGCACUGAAACAAUGAUUACUUUAACAUAAUACACCCCCCAUUGGUGGGUACAGACAAGCGAUUGGUCCAUACCAUCUACAGUUGCAACAGCAAUAAGACAUUUGUGCAAUUCCAUUUAUGAAAUGCGAUUAAAUCUGAAUAACCACUGUUAAUGUUUAACUAUAAAAUGAAUAUCGAAAUAAACUAAAUAUUACACCGUAUCUUUCACUAAAUUAGUUGACUAAUUGCGUUUAAUGUUGAUCAGUCGCGGCCUCUGAACCCGCCGUUACCAAUUAGUGAUGCAACAAAUACAAAUUAAUUUUAUGCACCAUAUCGUAGUACCAAUACUCACUAAUACUCAAAUAGGUUACUUUUUUAAAUAUGGGACGUUAGAAAAAGUUCAUUAACAAUACAUAGAUGGCGUGAUUCUACGUUACGUUAUGUAACCGAACUUCAAUUUAAAUUAAUGUUUUUUUAUAUAGUUAAUUGCUUUUUUGAUGUUUUAGUAAUAUUUAGAUAUUGGUUGCAUCACUAAUACAUUAUGUUAGUGGAACAACGUGUUUGUGAUUUUGAUGAAGGUGUUAGAAACUAGAUAAUGGUUGUUUACCAACGUAUGUACGUAUGUACUAGUUAUAUGUAUUGUAUGUACAACAUAUAUGUAUCAUUCGUCUGAUAUAUUUGUUCUAAUUGAAUCGUCAUGAUUAAAGUUCUUCCAAGCA